Molecule: messenger RNA, 525 nt
Organism: Magnolia sinica
Lineage: Eukaryota; Viridiplantae; Streptophyta; Magnoliopsida; Magnoliales; Magnoliaceae
Exons: 1
Coding region: 89-502 (137 amino acids)
Source: RefSeq, a predicted model, not a curated record
AUUGUAACUGCAAAAGGGAUCUCGCAGUUCCAAGUCUACAUUUUUUGAGCAGGGUCUCAACAAUCUCUCAUUGGAAGAAAAGGCAAAUAUGAAAGAGCCCACAAUUAUUCUCAAACCACCACCGCCCCCACCAGCUCCACUUUCACCUGUUAGCACUGCUCAGAAAGCACCAGCAAACUUUCCAUCUAAUUUCAGUCUUCAGGGGACUACUGAUGAUUCUGACCCACAUGGUAUGAAAGAAUGUCAAUCCAAAGAACCUUCUUCACAAGAAGACAAGAACUCUCAAGAUACCGUAGAAGAUCACUUUGGAGAUUUUCACACAGCGGAUCAACAUUGUUUUAUGAAUCUCAAAUUUUCUUUGCUUGAAUGCUUGAAAUGGUUGCAUGCUUCCAUUGGGAAGUAUGUCUUGGUUUUGGUCAAUGCACCGAUUUUAUACCCGUUAGUUUGGUUGAGAGGUUCAACACUUUCGGAGAUUGAUGAUCUCGAUUUACUUAGAAAAUAGAAUUUGUAUAAAAUUAUUAUAAU